Coccomyxa subellipsoidea C-169 is the source of this 1587-nucleotide messenger RNA. RefSeq names its product PAP2-domain-containing protein. The record is from RefSeq and is a predicted model, not a curated record. Gene Ontology annotation, biological process: phospholipid metabolic process. Gene Ontology annotation, molecular function: phosphatidate phosphatase activity. The transcript is spliced from 7 exons. The coding region runs from base 103 to 1095 and encodes 330 amino acids. Lineage: Eukaryota; Viridiplantae; Chlorophyta; Trebouxiophyceae; Coccomyxaceae.
GACUUAGGUCCCAGAAUUGUGAGAAACGCCUCUGCAUGACGUUGGUGUCGCUUGACAAGAGUACGUUUUGGGCAGCUAUCGACGCUGGCAUCUGCACAACGGAUGCAACUUGGUACCUUCAGCUGUUCUAGAAGAGGGAGCAGAGGCACCGCCUUGGAUGAAUUGCCGUUGGCCAUUGAGAUCGAAUCUCUGAUACCUGAGGACGCUGCUGGAAAGAGGAAGAUGCGUGCAUCAAACGGCAUCAAAGCGCCCUGGAGUGUGAUUCUCAGGUUUUAUAUUGUGGACUACGUUGUGCUUCUUGGCCUCACAGUUGCGCUGAUUAUUUCGGAGACCUCAGUACCUUACUCUAGAUUCAUUUUCCAUAGGGACGACUCGGAAUUUUGGAGGUACAGUUACCCGCUGCACAAAGACAGCGUCCCCUCUUGGAGUGUGCCAGUCAUUUCUCUGUGUGGGCCGGCCGCAGUCUUUAUAGCGUACUUCCACAUCGCGGACACCCCGCGGCUGGAGGUGCACAAUGCGGUGCUCAAUGGCCUUAUGUGCGUCAUCACCACUGCGCUCAUCACCAACCUCGUCAAACUUGGGGUGGGCCGUCCCAGGCCGAACUUCAUGAUGCAGUGCUGGCCGGACGGCCUUGUCAAGUGGAAUGAGGACUCGGGGGAGGCGCUCUGCAGCACCAAUGCCAUCGAUCCAGCAGAGGGCCGGAAGAGCUUCCCCAGCGGGCAUACAUCGUGGAGCACGUCGGGGCUGGGGUACUUGACGUUUUGGCUGGCGGGGAAAUUGAGGAUCUAUGACGGCAGCGGCCACUCCUGGCGGCUGCCGGCAUCGCUGGUGCCCCUUGGUGGCGCCGUCUGGAUCGGCAUCACCCGCCUGCAGGAUUACUGGCACCACUGGGAGGAUGUCACGGCGGGCUUUCUAUUGGGGCUGGGUCUGGCGUAUGCAUUCUACCGCCUGAGCUAUCCGUCCAUAUCCAGCCAGAAGGCAGGGGAGCCCAUACUACCACUGCUGGAGGCUGGCAGCAAUGCAGAGGGAACGCCCCAGAGAGUGCGCUACAAUGACCUGGAGGCCGCCACGUCAGCAGAGCCCCAGCAGCUCUGACCCAGGCAGCCGCUGUCACCGCAAUAGCACGGGGGACCAGAGACCUAAUCAUUUGGCUUCACCAUUGGCUGUGAGCCUCUGAGAUAUUGGACAUUAAGUUUGGGUGAGCUCUGACAUAAAGUGGCACCUAGCACUCUGACAGCGAAGAGCUGAGUUUAUGGGUUUUACAUAAUUUGAACAGCAUUUGUGAGAGAGUUGAUGUAUUGCUACACGUUCCCUGGAGCAUUCACCUCCGUUGCUGCAAGCACAAUAUACAUAUCCAUUCGAUCAGCCUCACUGAGGCUGAUCGAAUCAAUAUUACAUCAGUUUUACAUGGUCGGCAGCCUGGCAGGUAUGCCAUGGCCAUGGCCGGCCGGCGCCGUGGCUCUACUGCUGGCAGCCUCUGCAGCUGAGGCUGAGUCAGGCUGUGGAAAGUUGGGUCAAUUCAAGACUUAAGGAGCAGCAGAGGAAUGUAUUGUGCAACUCCUGUGGAAUUUCUGAAGCUUUUCCUUC